This is a messenger RNA of Glycine soja, 1963 nucleotides long. RefSeq names its product L-type lectin-domain containing receptor kinase IX.1-like. The coding region runs from base 1156 to 1947 and encodes 263 amino acids. Gene Ontology annotation, biological process: protein phosphorylation. The transcript has a single exon. Gene Ontology annotation, molecular function: ATP binding; protein kinase activity. Gene Ontology annotation, cellular component: plasma membrane. The record is from RefSeq and is a predicted model, not a curated record. Lineage: Eukaryota; Viridiplantae; Streptophyta; Magnoliopsida; Fabales; Fabaceae.
CCAUUAGACUUUAGCUUUCAGCAGUUUCUCAACAAGGAAAGUACCUUGAAUUUUGAAGGUGAUGUUUCUUAUGACAAUGGACUCCUCCAACUCACCCAACUUAAGAAAGACAGUGUUGGCAGGGUCACAUACUACAAACCACUGCAUCUUUGGGUCAAGGACUCAAGAAAACUCACAGACUUCACUUCCAAUUUCUCAUUCAUUAUAAAUCAACCAAACAAAACCCAUAUUGGAGAUGGCAUCACAUUCUUUCUUGCAAGCCCCAAAUUUCCACUUCCUAUCCCACCAGAUGGGUCUGGUAUAAGCCUUGUGAGUGGUCAACAAAUGGCAGAUCCAAAUUACAUAAAUGAGCAUCCAUUUGUAGCAGUGGAGUUUGACACCUUUUGGAAUCAUUUUGAUCCUCAAUAUGACCAUGUAGGUAUCAAUAUUAAAACCAUCAAGAGUCCUUUCACUACAGAAUUGUUUAGUAUUAAUGAUGGGAGAGUACAUGAUGCACAAAUUAGCUACAAUUCUAGCACAUGCAAUUUAAGUAUCAUCUUCACAGGAUAUGAGGAUAAUGUCACAGUGAAGCAACACUACUCCCAAGUAAUAGAUUUGAGAGAGGUCCUGCCGGAUUGGGUUGAGUUUGGCUUCUCUUCCGCAACGGGAUUGUUAUCUGAGAUACAUACACUUUGCUCAUGGUCUUUCAGCGCCAAUUUGGACUUGAAAGUGCACAAGGAUGAAAGUAACACAAGGAUGGUGAUAGGUCUGAGCAUUGGAGGAGGUGUUUUAGUUGUUGGUAUUGGAUUAGCUUGGCUUCUGAAGUUGAAGAUGAAGACAAGAGGCAAGGAAGAUGACUUGGAUCUUAUUAUGGACAGCGAUUUCGAAAGAGGGACUGGACCAAAAAGGUUUUCAUACAAUGAACUUGUUAGAACAACUAACAACUUUGCAAAUGAACUGAAGCUAGGAGAAGGAGGUUUUGGUGGAGUCUACAAAGGAUUUAUAAGAGAAUUAGGUGACUAUGUUGCAAUUAAAAGGGUGUCACCGGGAUCAUGACAAGGUGUGGAAGAGUAUGCCUCUGAAGUUAAGAUCAUUAGUAAAUUGAGGCACAGGAAUUUGGUGCAGCUCCUAGGAUGGUGCCACAAGAAAAAUGAUCUUUUACUUAUCUAUGAGCUCAUGCCAAAUGGAAGCCUAGAUUCCCAUUUGUUUGGAGGCAAAAGCCUCCUGACAUGGGCAGCAAGAUAUAACAUUGCUGGAGGCCUGGCCUCAGCAUUAUUGUACCUACAUGAAGAGUGGGAACAAUGUGUGCUCCAUAGGGACUUAAAAUCAAGUAAUGUUAUGUUGGAUUCAAAUUUCAAUGCAAAGCUUGGAGACUUUGGAUUAGCCAGAUUGGUGGAUCAUGGCAAAGGGUCACAAACAACAGUUUUAGCUGGAACAAUGGGGUAUAUGGCUCCUGAAUCUGCUACCAGAGGCAAGGCUAGUAGAGAGUCCGAUGUAUACAGUUUCGGUGUUGUGGUUUUGGAGAUAGCUUGUGGAAGAAAACCAAUUGAACUAAGAGCCAGUGAGGAACAAAUAGUUAUGGUGGAAUGGGUUUGGGAACUCUAUGGCAUGGGUAAUCUGCUAGAAGCAGCUGAUUCAAGAUUGUGUGGAGACUUUGAUGAGCAAGCAAUGGAAAGGUUAAUGAUAGUUGGCCUAUGGUGUGCUCACCCAGAUUACUCUGCGAGGCCUACAAUUAGGGAAGCAAUGCAUGUACUUAAUUUUGAAGCUCAUUUGCCCACUCUUCCAUCGAAGAUGCCUAAAGCCACCUACAUUGUUCCUUCAAUUACUGCAUCUGCAUCUUCAAACCCUCCAUCGUCUAGUGCUGAUGCUUUUGGGCCUAAUAAAACCGAGCUUUUGUCAAGUGGCUCUUACACUGGCUCCCCAGAAUCCAAAACAUCUGCUGCACUUCUGCAUUCUAUUGAGUAUUGAUAUGUAAUAUGUAUUU